This is a messenger RNA of Eremothecium gossypii ATCC 10895, 2991 nucleotides long. It is a transcript of the gene SEA4, whose product is annotated as Sea4p. The transcript has a single exon. NCBI's taxonomy places the organism in Eukaryota, Fungi, Ascomycota, Saccharomycetes, Saccharomycetales, Saccharomycetaceae. The record is from RefSeq and is marked provisional. The coding region runs from base 1 to 2991 and encodes 996 amino acids. Gene Ontology annotation, biological process: positive regulation of TORC1 signaling. Gene Ontology annotation, molecular function: protein binding. Gene Ontology annotation, cellular component: cytoplasm.
AUGGGCUUCAUAAAACAAGUAACGAACUGGACGAAUGACGAAUGGCACGAUUAUUUGUCGGUGAACCCGACAAGAGACGAAGUAACGCAUUACAGGGUAGAUCCCAAUGACGAAUCAGAUGGCUCUAUCUUGAAAUCCAGCACAUUCAAAGACUUCAGUAGCAUAACGUGUUUGGAUUAUUCACAGUCUGAAGUAGGCCUUGUGGGGGUCGCCGAGAAAAACGGAUACCUAAGACUUUUCAAUGUAUUUGAAGUGGUGACAGACGGCAUGGUGGGUGGUACGAGCAGCAACGCGUUCGAUAUAAAGGUGCGUGCAAAGCAGCAAAGGCCGAUCAAUAGCGUUGGAAUUAAUAACAAUGGGUUGGUCGCCAUGGGACUAGACCGAAGCCGAAGUGAUCCAUCACUACAGAUAUGGGACGUUAACUACCAGAAUACGAGCAGCAAUAUUGUGAACCCGGCGUUCUCGUACUGUCAGAAUGAAAGCACGGUAUCUUUGAAAUUUCUAAAUGAAACCAAUAUUAUAGCAGCUAGCACGAACCUAAUAAAAGAGGUUGAUCUACGGGCUUCGACACCAGUGUACCAGCAUCCCUCCCGGCUUUCGUAUGACAUAAAAAUCAAUCCAUACAACAGUUGGCAGUUUUCCUCCUACGGUGACGAUGGGACUUUGGCAAUAUGGGAUAGGAGGAAGCUUGUAUCAAACACAAGCUCCUCUGACUAUUUGGAAGCCAAGCCCUUAUUGCAGUUCGAAAAGCUAGUGGGGCAUGGCGCUGCCUCCAGGAAGUAUAUGAAUUCCUGUUUCCGCUGGUCAGCGGUCCGAGGAUUGGAAUUCUGCACGUUACACAACGGUGAAGUCAUACGGAGAUGGAGAUUGGGAAGUAUACCGUUAUCCUCUAACGCGAGUAGCUCGGAAUCUGGAGAUACGACACCUGGACCACAGAUGGAGGAACUCUUUGUGUCUACAGUUAAUGAUAUUCCCACAACCUACGACCGCGUUGUGACUUUUGACUAUAUACCUAAGAGUAACAACGACUCGAACUUUAUCUGCAUGCGUCAAUCAGGGACUAUUUACCGUAUGAGCACGCCAGGGGGUGUAUGCAAAGUCGCAUUUGACAACAUGAACAGUUUCAUGGCGACUGAUAACAACAAAGGUGAAACCAAAGAGCUUCGCAUUUCGUGUAGAACCCAGCAGUCUCUAUCCAAAAACUUGAGGGCGGGAAUGAAAAAUCUAACGUUCGAAGAUUUAGAUCUGAGCGAGAACACGAAUAACCCUGAUUCAGAUUCCGAAGAAUCGAACUCCUUGGAUAAGGAGUUUAACAAUUCAGAUUUUGAAACAGACGAUGAGAGCGAAGAAAAUGACGAUGCAGCAUCCGCUUGUGAGCAUCGGUACCUUGUCAAGCCAGAAAAAUUACUUCAGAAUGAUAUUAGCACAAUUAUGAGAAAACGAGCAGCGUUAGGCUACGGUCUAGAUCCGAUGACCACUGUGGAACUGAUAGACCAAUCAAAGUCAUUGCAAAACAACGCUUACAUUAGAAACACUUGGCGCUGGAUAGCUAUAGCGAAAUCUUCCGUGGACGACGGCACGAUGGUUUCUGGUGAAUUGGACCUGGGCUAUGAGGGUAUUUAUGGUAUUUGGAACGGGUUAGAUGGUCUGUCAAACCAAGCUAGAUACAAAGAAGGUAGUGCGUUCACAGAAAAACAACUUAACCGUGAACUUGAGAAGAUCAUCCUGAUGAGGGGAAAGACGAGACUACGCCUGGAAACGGCACGACAUAUCGGGUCCCUGGUAAACACGUCGAAACCGAUCCAGCGCAAACUCUGUAUGAUUAUUUCCGGUUGGGAUCUCACCCCUACCGAAAUUGAGGAAAAAUACAUGAACCUCAUAUCGCUAAAUAACUACGAGAAAGCAGCGGGCUGGGCUGUGUUUUUCGGCGACGUUCAGCGAGCCAUUGAGAUACUCAGCUCCGCUAAGAAGGAGCGCCUGCGGCUGAUCGCUACGGCCAUCGCUGGGUACCUGGCAUAUAAGGACCAGCCUGGCAACAACGCCUGGAGGCAGCAGUGCAGGCGCCUGUCCUCGGAGCUGGACGACCCCUACCUGAGGAUUAUUUUCUCGUUCAUCGCGGACAAUGACUGGUGGGACAUCCUUUAUGAAAGCGCUAUAUCCCUCCGGGAAAGGCUGGGCGUCGCGCUGCGCUUCCUCAAUGACGGAGACUUGACCCGCUUCCUGCACCGCACAGUCACCAACGUGAUCGAAAACGGCGAGCUGGAGGGCCUCAUCCUCACCGGAAUCACCCCCAACGGCAUCAACCUCCUCCAGUCCUACGUUAGCAAGACAAGCGACGUGCAGACUGCCGCCCUGUUGUCCAUAUUCGGCUGCCCCCGUUAUUUCUGUGACACCCGUGUCGACGAGUGGAUCUACAUCUACCACAACAUGCUCAACUCCUGGAAUCUGUUCACCAUGCGCGCCAAGUUCGACGGCCUGCGCACCAAGCUGUCACGCAACAGCCAGGGCAUCGUCAAGUGCACCGUGCGGCCCCGCCAGAUGUACAUCCAAUGCCUCAAGUGCAACAAGAACAUCAACAAGCCCGCGGACGCAAACCCGCUGCUCCCGCGCCAGGGCAGCGGCAUCAAGGGCAUCCCCGCCAAAAAGUACGCCUGGAACAGCAGCAACCCGAACACCCACGGCGCGCCGUCCCAGAAGUACCUCUGUCCGCACUGCGGCUCGCCGUAUCCCCGCUGCGCGAUCUGCCUGCUCCCCCUCGGCUCGGGCUCGCUGCCCAUCGUCAUCAGCGGCUCUGCAGACCAUGCCGUCACCCGCCAUAUUCCAGAGGGCCAAGACCCCGCGCUCUACGAGAGCCGCCGCCUCAAGCUCAACGAGUGGUUCAGCUUCUGCCUCAGCUGCAACCACGGCAUGCAUGCUGGCCAUGCCGAAGAUUGGUUUGAGAAGCACUUCAUCUGCCCCGUCCCGGGCUGCACAUGCAACUGCAACGACUAG